Molecule: messenger RNA, 480 nt
Organism: Pieris macdunnoughi
Lineage: Eukaryota; Metazoa; Arthropoda; Insecta; Lepidoptera; Pieridae
Source: the annotation of a GenBank genome assembly
AUGUUUCAUUACCUGUUUUCGAAUAUAUAUUUUAAAUCACUUUGGACACGGACACUACUCAACAUGAAAUUUCUACUAAUCUGCCUACUUGCCGCGUAUUGCUACGCCGAUGACUCUAGUGAAUCAUUACUAUCAAAAAUUGAAGAUCAUCAAAUGACACUUCGCGUUUGGGAAGAAGAUAACUCCCGGUUAUUGUCGACUCUCAUCGAAGAACAAAAGAAAUACGACAAUGCCAAGAAAAACGAAGUUGUAUUGUUACAAACUGUCGAUUAUUUGGUUAGAACUAACAUGGAAAUUUUAGAAAACGUUUUAAUGCGACUAAAGGAGAUACAAUUUACCAUAACUGAGGAUAAGAACCCGGAAAAUGAUGUUAUGGUAAACGAAAAAUAUAGUUUGAUUAGUAAAUUCGGAACAGACUCCGAUACACGUACAGUUGAUUGGAUAAACAAUAUCAUGAAGGAAAAAAAUGGGAUGAACUAG